GAUGCUCAGUUUGAUAGUUGAAUCGUAGCAAUGAGCAUCCUUUUCCUCGCGGGUGCAAGUAUCGCAAGAUAAAAAGAGUAUCUUUUAUUUUUUCGCCCUACUACUGGAUAUAAUGGUGUUUGUAAAGUGCUAGAUAAAAAUGUAGAAAAAAAAGAUAAAUUGUAGAGGUGCGGUGACACAAACUUAACUAGGUACUAUGUACAUGAGGUUGUUUCAUGGAUUUUAAAGUGUCAUUUCGGCUUUUCUAAAAUGGUCCCCUGAUAUGAAAACAAAGUGUUUCGAUAAAUAACAUUGUGCAACAUGUACGUGUGAUAAUGGACCAUUUGAUAUUCAUAGUGGCACCUUCUACAGCAAAAGUGAUCAAUGAAAGCCUUUGAUGGCGUGUGAAGUAUCCAUUAAAGUAUCAAUAAAUAGUCAUCACUGAUAAUAGCUUUAGCGAACUUGGUGUGGUAUGGAGGUAACGCAUUCUGGAGUGAUAAAAGUAAACAGACCAUCAUUGAGUUCGAGUCACCGAAAAGGGGGAUGGUUUGCGUCAUCAAAAGUUUUUCGGUUUGCAAAGGCAUCGAGCUGAGAAGGUGCAGUUCUCUAGGGAUCACAGCACCAAUAUUUAUUCAAACGCGGAAAAUGGAGCAGAGUGUUUGCGAAACCCACAGAUAAUGUGGCCAUAGAAAGACUUCACCAAAUUGAAUGUAAUUGCUUUUGUCAAUAAGGAAGCGAUAUCCAGGUAUCGUUGCCGAUCCAACCCUUUAGGUGUUUUUACAAGCACGUGUAAAUUCAUACUACAAUUGCACAAGUGCAAAUAAAAGCAUUCAAUGUGUCUUUUACAAUGAUUGACGAGCUCGAAUGAGUUAUUUUCACUUCGUACAACGAUCAUCAUUUGCAGCUUAAUGACAAUGGAUUCGAAAUAAUUCAUCAAGAAUUAAUACUUGCAACCCAGGUGAAACACUAUAGUGACAAAUUUACCCCAGAAAAGUUUUUCACACUUCCAAAUUCUCCAGUUUAGUCUCACUCUUACCACACCAUCAAACUAAUAGUGAAGAAAAAGACUGAAAAGUACAAAUAUUUAUACAAUAAAAUCAAAAGUGUUAUCUGACAUGAACCUGUGAUGAAUGGAAACUUGGUUGGGUGUUAAGUGCAUUAGUUUAGAACUCAAAUGGAUAUCAUAACCCGGUUCGCAAGCAGCUUCGCUGGCCUUUGGAGAAAUCGCAGGCGGCCGCAAAAUGAGGAUGCUUUCAACAACCGCAUCCAAAGUAAUCACGAUCCGGAAAUUACUGCCCAGCAGGUAAAAAAAUAUCUACAGGCCAAUCCUGAUUUUCUGGACGGUUUCGUCAUGGACGAAAUUCAACUGGAGCAGCUCGAACGAUGGAUGAUUCGAAAAACCCAAAGGACCCGAAAGGUAACCCAAACGGAAAAGAAUGGCCGAAAGACUAGCCUAAGCCGUUGGAAAUUUUGCGUGCACGCCGACAAACGUCAAAUGCUGCAGGACUUAAUCCAUUCGCUCCAACUUCGGCCAACGAAGAUGCACGUGCUCUGGGAACUGGCCAACUGCAUUUGCUCGGCCGUCAACGCGGACGGAUUCCGGCUGUAUUUGACUGACGCAACCGAAGCAGAAUCUCUUCAUCUGUGCCUGAGUAACAGUUUUAUCGACGAAAAUGGUGACCCCAAGCCACUCCAGAUCAAAUCGGAUGCAAUCUUACCAAACUACGUCGCCAAGGUUAGAGAGAAUUUACGUCUAUCCAGAGGGGACGUAGAUCAUCGAUUUCCGCGCGAUCUGCUGGAUAGGAGUGAAAUGGCUCAUGUUAUGUGCCAGCCUAUUGUUUAUCCCGAUGGAUCAUUGGUAGCGGUAUUGGAGCUCUGGCGUCGUGAUUGUGGAGCACCAUUCUACGAAGAGGACGAAGAGAUCGGCUGUAGCUAUCUGGUGUGGGGAGGUAUAGCCAUACAUUACGCUCAUCUGAAUUUGGUUGGCCUGAAACAGCGCAAGUUGAACGACUUUCUGUUGGCAGUCGUGAAGUCAAUUUUCCAGGACAUGGUCAGCAUGGAAAUGCUUGUUUCUAAAAUAAUGAAUUUUGCCCAACGACUGGUCGAUGCGGAUCGAGCCUCGUUAUUCCUGGUAGACUCUAAAAGCAAAGAACUUUACGCAACCAUCUUCGACGUAGGUUGUGACAGUAAAGCGACCAAAACUGAGAAUGAAACGGAUCCGAGCAAGGCACCAAAUGAGAUCCGUUUCCCGUUAGGAACCGGCAUCGCAGGGCAAGUUGCCUUGACCGGAGAGGUUUUAAACAUAGUUGAUGCAUAUGCUGAUACGCGAUUUAAUCGCUCGAUAGAUCAGCUAACUGGGUACAAAACAGAGUCAAUUCUUUGCAUGCCAAUUUUCAUUCGGGGAAGCGUCAUUGGAGUAGUUCAAAUGGUCAAUAAACGUACGGGUUGUUUCAACAAAGAAGACGAGGAAGCGUUUGAAAUGUUUGCAGUUUACUGUGGAUUAGCCUUGCACCACGCAAAACUGUACGAUAAAAUACGAAGGUCCGAACAAAAAUACCGUGUGGCACUUGAAGUGUUAAGCUACCAUAACACGUGCACAGACGCUGAAGUGGAACAAUGUCUGGAAGUCGGAAUUCCACAGAAAAUACCUGGCGUAGACAGCUACGAUUUCAGCCCAUUUGAUAUCGACGAUCAUCAAAAGGCUCUUUACAGCGUGUUUAUGUUUAAGGAUUUGUUUGGGCUGGGACGAUUUGACCAGAACAGCAUAAUACGAUUUACACUGACGGUUAAAAAGAAUUACAGAAGGGUGCCCUACCACAACUGGACUCAUGGUUUUUCAGUGGCAAACACAAUGUACAGCAUAAUUAAGAAUUGUGGCGCCGUUUUUCGCCCAAAUGAGUGUCUAGCGCUCUUCAUUGGAUCACUUUGUCAUGACCUGGACCACCGCGGGAAGAACAAUAAAUUCAUGCUAGAUACCGAAGCUCCCUUGGCCGCCAUUUACUCGACAUCAACAAUGGAACAUCAUCAUUUCAAUCAAACGGUCACUAUCCUGCAGCAGGAAGGACACAACAUAUUUGCGAAGCUAAAUAGUAGUGAAUAUAAGCAAGUACUAAGCCUGAUCAAGCAUUGCAUCCUAGCAACUGACCUCGCCUUAUUCUUCCCAAACAAAGCGAAGUUGACUAACUUAGUUGAUGAGGAGAAAUUCUCCUGGACAAUAUCGGAACAUCGAAUGCUGAUUCAAGCGAUCGCCAUGACCGGCGCUGAUCUGUCUGCUUCGGCGAAGCCAUGGGAAGUGCAAACAGAAACAGUUAAGGUGAUAUUUGCUGAAUUCUAUGACCAAGGAGACGAGGAAAAGAAAGCGGGCCGAAAGCCCAUUCCGAUGAUGGAUCGUGAUCAACCGGAUCAGCAAGCGGCAUCACAGCUGGGUUUCCUCACCGGAAUUUGUGUUCCAUGUUAUACACUGCUACAUCGUUUAAUCCCUGAAACCAAACCGAUGCUCAACAUGUGCAACGAGAAUUUGAAAACAUGGCAGAAAAUUGCGAACGAAAAUGCAAAAUAGGGAUAGGAAUUAAGCACAAAUCAGGGCACCAAAUCCUCUCAAUGUAAUACAUAAUCUAAUUGUCACCAUUUGUUUUGUGAAUGUUGUGUACUUUGUUCGGGAACUUAAAAAAGAACAUAAAGUUUGUUUGUCCCAUCUCUCUACUUCUACGCACAAUUGUCCCACCCACUAUUCCACGAAAUCAUUUUUGUUUACGGAACAUAUUAUCUUGUGUUAUUUGUUGUUUAGGCAAGGGUUUUGAAAAAGUUAUAAAUUGCUAACUGGGGCGAAAAGGGACAUUUAGAUGAAUGUGGAAGGCUGGGACAUUUAUGCGUAGAAACAUAGCAAAAAGUUGUAGAAACUUCAAACGUGUUUUUCUACGUUGCAAUUACGUUGAAAAUUCUGAGACAACAGGUUAGAAGGUAGCUGGGAAGGCUAGCUUUUGUUUAAUAUUUUGAAUGUGUGAAAAAGUCCCGCCUGUGUGGAUCAAUCGGACCGCGCACUGGACUCACAAUCCAGAGGUCGCUGGUUCGAAUCCCGCGGCGGGCGCUCUUAAAUUCUUUGUGUAAAUAUGGGUAUUCGGCGCCGUCGCUCCGUGCCAUACUUUCAUACACUUAGGAGCCCAGGGCGGCGAAGUCCUUGUAGAUAAAAAGGAAGACACUAGUGGUUGGUACUAGCAAUGGUGGCCGACAGCUAUUAAGUCAACUUCGUUUCGAAAAAGUUACCUAUUAUCUAGGAAUUUUCAAAAUAGUUCCAGCUGUCAACAUGCUUAUGCACCCUUUUCUUUAUUUUUUUUUUAUUGGCGUAAACCUUUGGGCUCACCCGGAUUUCGAUAGGUUUUUGCCUCAGGAACAAUGUUUUCAUGCAACGAAAAAUUCUCAAAAAUGGUUUAGAACUCGCGAUUCGCGAUUUACUGAAAAAUAAUCUGUUUUCAUAAAAAAUAUCACUUUUGUUCUAAACCAUUGAAAAAUGCGUUCCCCGUAUUUCACUUUAAAUCAAAGUUAGGUGUCCUAACAAUAAUGUUCUGUAUUCGUAUUGACAAAGCAAGUCGUCAUUUUUCAUUAGCAGCAUGUAAUAGUUGAAAAGUGUUUUUUUUUGCCUGAAAUUUUUACGAAUUUCUCUCAAUAAUCCAUCUAAAACAAAUUUGGCAUCAAAACCAAUACCAUCGUCUUGUAGGUAACAAUUUUGCUUUAUAUCAAUUAGUUUUUGUCACUUCAGUGCCAAGAUACAGCCAUUUUAGUAAAAUAAAAAUGGCGAAUUUUCAAAAUUCCAUAUAAACUUGGAAACUAUGUUUCCAAACCAUGUGCAUUGUUUUAUCACAUCAAUUUACAAGCAAAAUAUUGCGCGUAUUCCCGAAAAAGACACGCGGCAUACCAGCCUCGAAACGACGCGCCGCACUUUCGGCAAAUGCGCGCUGUCAAAUCCCGUACUGUGCGUUUUGUUUUUGUUGAUCUUCUUCUUCGAAUUGCAUGGCAUUGUUGCCGGGAAAGUUUUUUUUUGCACCAAAAGUGCAGAAAAUCGCUGGCAACAGUGUCUGCGGCACAUUCUGAAAUGCCGCGCGGCGUGUACCUUCGAGAGAAACGGACAAUAUUAAAUAAUAAGUUUUCAUUGAUUUGACUAUGUGACGUAAGCGCCAUUACGUAAUUUAAAUUAUCAGCCAUUAGUACAAAAAAAUUAAAAACUUUUUUAAGAUUUUGAUGAAAAUUACUUUCUAAUUAAAUCAAGUUACUCAAAUUAAUGAAUAUGUAAAUAUUUUUAAAUAAAAAAUAAAUUUUCGUCAAAAUCAUGAAUCUUUUUUUUUGUACUAAAGGCUGAUCAUUUAAAUUACGUAAUGGCGCUUACGUCACAAAGUCAAAUCAAUGAAAACUUUUUUUUAUAUAUUUUGCUUGUAAAUUGAUGUUAUAAAACAAUGCACAAGGUUUGGAAACAUAUAAAAUGCUGACAGUAGCCGAAACAGUGGUGUAAGUAAAAAAAUAGUUUUCAUAGGGAAUUUUGAAAUUUUUAUUUUGCUGAAAUGGCUGUAAAUUGAUUAGAAAAUUGUUACCUACGAGAUGAUAGUAUUAGUUUUGAUUUGAUGCCAUUUUUUUAAGAUGGAUUUUUGAGAAAUAAUCGUAAAAAUUUCAGGCAAAAAUAAACACUUUUCAAACUUUUACAUGCUGCCAAUAGAAUAAUUUACGUGCGUAUGUAUUGCGUGUACGUACACGAAAAUAAAGUGAGGUUAAAUUUUGUCAGGCAGCAAAACCAAAUGGUGCGCUAGUGUGCGUACGCGAAACGUCAUAAAGCUCUUUGAAAAAUGACGACUUCCUGGGUCAAUAGAGUUAUCUAAGCCCGAGCUCACGCACACUAGCACACCAUUUGUUUUGCUGGCCGGCACAAAAUUUAACCUCAAUCUUUUUCGUGUACGUACACGCAAUACAUGCGCACGUAGAUAACUCUAUACGAAUACAGAACAUUAUUGGUAGGACUCCUAACUAUGAUUUAAAGUGAAAUACGGGGCAAUUUGAACGGAUUUUUCAAGGUUUUAGGACAAAAUGCAAUAUUUUUUAUGAAAACAGACCAUUUUUCAGUAAAUCGCAAAUCGCGAGUUCUAAACGAUUUUUGGGAAUUUUUCGUUGUAUGAAAACAUUGUUCCUGAGGCAAAAACCUAUCGAAAUCCGGGUGAGCCCGAAGGUUUCCGCCACAUCGCCUUUUUUGGGACACACAAAUGGGCAUGUGUAUGCGCAGAACGGCAGCAUAUAGUUUCAGACUUUAUCAAAAUUUAUAAAGGCAUCUUUUGAUAUUACGCGUCAUCUUUAUUUCAUCAAG
Culex pipiens pallens (northern house mosquito) is the source of this 6322-nucleotide messenger RNA. RefSeq names its product probable 3',5'-cyclic phosphodiesterase pde-5. Gene Ontology annotation, molecular function: 3',5'-cGMP-stimulated cyclic-nucleotide phosphodiesterase activity; protein binding. The coding region runs from base 1154 to 3538 and encodes 794 amino acids. NCBI's taxonomy places the organism in Eukaryota, Metazoa, Arthropoda, Insecta, Diptera, Culicidae. The transcript is spliced from 7 exons. The record is from RefSeq and is a predicted model, not a curated record. Gene Ontology annotation, biological process: signal transduction; negative regulation of receptor guanylyl cyclase signaling pathway.